GUUCCACGUAUGACCAUGCACUGUCUGCUGGACAGCGAACAGUCAUCACCACCAUCGCAACGAUGACUGAGUCCCUCGUCGCUGUCCGCGUCGAGCUACCCACUUACUCGCUUUCAUUUACAGUCGAUGUUCCCAUAUCCGCUACCGUGCUCGAUGUCAAACAUGCAAUUUCAGCGUCCUGCGCUGGACAGCCCUGUGUCGAGGGACAGCGUAUAAUCUGGAGGGGGCGCUACCUCGGCGACCAAGAGAAAAUAUCGGAUGUAUGGAAGAUGACAGACGAGCAACGCAUCGUCCACCUGUCCGUGCACCCCUCCGCUUGGUCUGGUGCCCCCCCAACUUCGAAUUCUAGUGCAACAUCAUCCACGAUCCCUAUAUCCGACAAAGGGAAAUCACCCUCAACACAAUGCGACGCUCCUUCCAACACCCCCUCAGCCCCUCCCGGGACACAAUCUCAUCCUUUCACACAUUUACCUCUAGACCACCAAUUUAUCGCCUAUGUCCAUCAGGUUGCUCUAUCCAAGCUCACUAGAGGGCUCAUUGAGCACCCACAAAAUUCAGUCAUUCCGUUUCGCACAAUUGCAUUGGAGAACCUCGAGAAGAAGGGAUAUGUUUGGCCUUCAGUACUGGACGAGCCAUAUCCUUUCUUUCAGCCUGGCGACGGCCCUGGACUGCAGUACGAAUUGAUGACUACUAAUGGCAAGUCAUACCUCUCCCUCUGCAAUCCAGGUUCAAAGCCUACCGCCGGGCAAGUACACGCCCUCAAGGUCUUGACCUAUACAUUUUCGAUAUUGUCCUUUCAACCGUUGCCUCAACCACCGACGCCAACACCGACCACUUCCUCCACUGACACUGUACCACCUCAUCUAAAUGAACUCCUCCAGCAGCUUGGCCUUCCCCCACUUCGUGCUAACCCGAACGUUAAUAUCGACGUCGAUGUCAAUGGUCAGAUUGGCGUCGGAGCGAAUGUACAAGCACCAGGAGAUGAAGCCCAGAUACUCCCCGAUAUUCCGGUUCGUGCGCUACUGGCUCCCUUGGUGAUGUGGAUCGUCUAUGAGAUGUGGACGAAUGUGCGGAAUGUUGUACUCGGACCACUUAAUCGGGAGAGGGAGCGUUUAGCUGGUGUUGCUGCUGAGGCUGCAAGACAGGCUCCAGGCCAGGGUCAACCUGGAGAUCCACCAGGGACUCCUGCACCUUCUUCUCAGUCCGACACACAAGCGCACACACAGACUCAAGAAGCGCAGGGGCCUCCACCCUCCAGCAACUCCACCUCUCUUCUGGACCUCCUCGCACGUAUAGGCAUCGAUUCGGAGAAUAAGUUACUCUGGCCGACGUCUUCACUGCGCGCGCCACUUUCGCCACCGAGUCUGAUGCACAAGGUGUCAACCUUCGUAAGUUUGAUUGUGCUGACUCUCCAUCCGGAUGUAUGGAACCGCAGGCGCGCAGCGCUGAGGACAAGGGAAGGGCGUUUACGAACAGAAGUGAACGCCAUGGAACGAGAGGUUGAGAGAGUAGAAGGACAGGAAUUGAGCGAGGAUGACAGAAAGAGGGAGGACAUGACGGCUGCGCUGCGGGUGCAGGAUGGAAGGCGCACUCUAUGGGUGAAAACUUAUAUUCAGCGCGUCAGAGGCGGAGAGUGGGUAGAUGAUUUAUAG
Suillus paluster is the source of this 1652-nucleotide messenger RNA. RefSeq lists its product as uncharacterized. Bases 63 to 1652 code for a protein of 529 amino acids. Gene Ontology annotation, molecular function: protein binding. Gene Ontology annotation, biological process: endoplasmic reticulum unfolded protein response. The record is from RefSeq and is a predicted model, not a curated record. Lineage: Eukaryota; Fungi; Basidiomycota; Agaricomycetes; Boletales; Suillaceae. The transcript has 4 exons.